UUGAAUAACGUAUUUGGACUUUAAUACGAAAAGCCGUUAUUCAUUCAAUCAGUUUAACAAGAGCAGUUAUAACACAUAUCAUCAACCCCAUGCACUAGAGAGAGAAAGCUAACAAACACACACUCUCUCUAUACGUAUAUUAGUAUAUAUGUAUAUAAUAUAUAGAGAGAGUAGUUUUGAUGUGCGAGCAGUUCACGGCACAUGCGAACAACUCCUUAUUCAGACGGUUAAGCUUCAACAUUACCCUUCACAUACACAUACAUAAACCCUACCCACACAAAUUUUCAUCAUUUCUAUUCAUUUCCAGUCACAAUCGCAAUCACAUAGAAACCAAUAAGAUGAUGGCUACGGACGGUGGUGAUGACAAGAUCAAGGGUUCGUGGAGCCCACAGGAAGAUGCCACUCUGAUCAAGCUGGUGGAGCAACAUGGCCCGCGUAACUGGGCCCUCAUAAGCACCGGCAUCCCCGGACGGUCCGGGAAGUCGUGCCGUCUACGGUGGUGCAACCAGCUUAGCCCGACGGUGCAACACCGCCCUUUUACGCCGGCGGAGGACAACACUAUCAUACAGGCUCACGCUGUCCACGGCAACAGAUGGGCCACUAUCGCGCGCCUCUUGCCCGGCCGUACCGACAACGCCAUCAAGAACCACUGGAACUCGACGCUGCGUCGACGCCGCCACUCCGAGGUUUCAUCGACGUCGACCGAGUCGAACUCGGCGGUGAAGCGGCCGGGUUCGACGGCUGACUCGUCCGAGUUGGACUCGGGGGUGAAGCGUGUGCGAUCUCAGGAGGCGGUGCCGGAGAUCAACGGUGGGGAUGGGGUUGAGACGUCGCUGACGCUGUCACCGCCGGGGGAGGGGUUGAAAACGCCACCCGGGGGUGAGAGAGAGGGGGAAGAGGAGGCACAGAUCACGAUGGAGGAGAAGGAUAAGGAUACAUGGACGGUGGAGAUGGAGGAGACAUGUUUGGUGAAGAUGAUGCAUCGUAUGAUAGCACAGGAGGUUCGGAGUUACAUUGACAGCAUAAGAGCCAAAGAAGGGUUCGGACUCGGGUUUGAGUCCAUGGUCCGAAAGGAUCCGUAAUUCCAAUACCUAACACUAAACUCCACGAGAAUUCGGAGUUGGAAUUAAUUUUUCUUUUUCCCUUUUAAAAUGUUUUAAUUUUCCUAAUCUUUUUUCAUGUGAAGUAGAAGUUCACAAGCAUCAUCAUAAUGUAGCAGCAGUACAACUUAUAAAUGAAUGUUUAGUCUUUAA
Molecule: messenger RNA, 1253 nt
Organism: Cornus florida
Lineage: Eukaryota; Viridiplantae; Streptophyta; Magnoliopsida; Cornales; Cornaceae
Product: transcription factor MYB77-like
Exons: 1
Coding region: 180-1082 (300 amino acids)
Biological process (GO): regulation of DNA-templated transcription
Cellular component (GO): nucleus
Molecular function (GO): DNA-binding transcription factor activity, RNA polymerase II-specific; RNA polymerase II cis-regulatory region sequence-specific DNA binding
Source: RefSeq, a predicted model, not a curated record